AUGAAGGCUUCUAUUCUUCUUCUUGCCGCCUCCGCUGGUGUCGUCCUGGCCCAGCCUGCUUCCCUCGCCGAGCGUGGCUACUCUACAGGUGUCUGUCCCACGUAUGGCAACCCUUUCGAGCCUACUGCUGCGUGCUGUUAUUAUACGCAACGGUCUGGACCAAGCUAUGCUGCUGUCGUCUGCUUGAAGGCUACGAAAACAGAUACUACCGCCGACUUUAAGGAGAACUGCCGUCAAAUCAACCCCACUGCCACACCUCGGUGCUGUCCCAAGGCUGUAAUUGCCUCGGAUGCGAGCGACCUGGAUCAUGACGAUCUCCUCUGUCAAGACCCGAAGGUUGUUAAUUAG
This is a messenger RNA of Penicillium longicatenatum, 348 nucleotides long. RefSeq lists its product as uncharacterized. Lineage: Eukaryota; Fungi; Ascomycota; Eurotiomycetes; Eurotiales; Aspergillaceae. The coding region runs from base 1 to 348 and encodes 115 amino acids. The record is from RefSeq and is a predicted model, not a curated record. The transcript is spliced from 2 exons.